This is a messenger RNA of Myotis lucifugus (little brown bat), 2366 nucleotides long. RefSeq names its product heterogeneous nuclear ribonucleoprotein A0. Gene Ontology annotation, molecular function: RNA binding. NCBI's taxonomy places the organism in Eukaryota, Metazoa, Chordata, Mammalia, Chiroptera, Vespertilionidae. Bases 858 to 1844 code for a protein of 328 amino acids. The transcript is spliced from 5 exons. The record is from RefSeq and is a predicted model, not a curated record.
CGCACAGGGAUAUUGUAUACUCGCUUAUUAAAAAAUACAACUAAUGUAUAUGGCUGUUUGGAAUCGUGACCAGAGCUUUUCCGAAUGAGAAAUGAUCCAUCCUGUUUAUUAAAUGAAAAGCAUAAUUAUGAUGAAACAAGCUGAAGGGGAGACCAGGAUACUAAGAUCCUCUAGUUGGAGGUGGCAAUGUUGUGUUAGAACCCAGGUGAUUCAGACAGGAAGAUCCAGCCUGAACUAUUACCUGAUAUUACUCUUCAUGACUCCAUAGUACUUACUUGGCAGAGUGAACUCUCUAUGAACACUCCCAUCACCAAGGAAUCAGCAGGAAUUGCCAGUGAAACAGAUCUAAAGACAUGGCUGGAGUCUCCCGCUAGAGGAUCAGCUUUUCCGUGGCAGGGAUUUCUUCCACAGCCCAGAGCCACAGUCACAGGCAGAGCCCAAGAAGCCACGCCAGUCAGACUCAGUUAAUCAACGGCAGCAAUGGUGAAAGCCAGCACUUACUGAGCAUGGAUUAUGUGCCAGAUGUAACAGGACCAUAAAGACAGACCUGGCUGUGAUGAUCAACUGAACGCUGCCUCGGUGUCAUUCCUUCUUGGUUUCGGAGGUGGCGGUAGCUGCGGCCUUGGUUGUCUUCCAGUCUCCUCGGCUCGUCCUCUAGACAGCAUCUCUCCCCUUCCCUCCCCUUCUUUCCUUCCUUUCCUUCCCUCCCCUUCCUUCUUUUCCUUCCCUGUCUGUGUUCAGCGGUGGCAGCUCCAGCAACGGCUGGGCCCGAUCUGUGAGGAGGCCUUAGCCAACCGAUAACAGCGACUGCGACACCUCGGAGCUCGCAGGGCGGCGGGAAGGCCCGGGCCGUGGAGAUGGAGAAUUCCCAGUUGUGUAAGCUGUUCAUCGGCGGCCUCAACGUGCAGACGAGUGAGUCGGGCCUGCGCGGCCACUUUGAGGCCUUUGGGACCCUGACGGACUGCGUGGUGGUGGUGAACCCCCAGACCAAGCGCUCCCGAGGCUUCGGCUUCGUGACCUACUCCAGCGUGGAGGAGGCCGACGCCGCCAUGGCCGCCUCUCCCCAUGCCCUAGACGGCAACACGGUGGAGCUGAAGCGGGCGGUGUCCCGGGAGGAUUCGGCGCGGCCCGGUGCCCACGCCAAGGUGAAGAAGCUCUUUGUCGGUGGCCUGAAAGGAGACGUGGCCGAGGGCGACCUGAUCGAGCACUUCUCGCAGUUCGGCACCGUGGAGAAAGCCGAGAUCAUCGCCGACAAGCGGUCCGGCAAGCAGCGCGGCUUCGGCUUCGUGUAUUUCCAGAAUCACGACGCGGCGGACAAGGCCGCAGUGGUCAAGUUCCAUCCGAUCCAGGGCCAUCGCGUGGAGGUGAAAAAGGCCGUCCCCAAGGAGGAUAUCCACUCCGGCGGAGGCGGAGGCGGCUCCCGGUCGGGCCGGGGCGGCCGGGCCCGCGGCGGUGGUCGUGAUCAGAACGGCCUGUCGAAGAGCGGCGGCGGCGGCGGCGGCUACAACAGCUACAACUACGAUGGUUACGGCGGCGGCUACAACAGCUACAACUACGAUGGUUACGGCGGCGGCUACAACAGCUACGGUGGUUACAGCGGCGGCUACAACAGCUACGAUGGUUACGGCGGCGGCUACAAUGCCUACGGAGGCGGUUCGUCCUACGGCGGAAGCGACUACGGUAGCUGCUUCGGCGGCUUGGGCAGCUACAGCCAGCACCAGUCCUCCUACGGGCCCAUGAAGAGCGGCGGCGGCGGAGGCAGCGGCUGGGGCGGUCGCACUAACAGUGGACCUUACAGGGGUGGCUAUGGCGGUGGGGGUGGUUAUGGAGGCAGUUCUUUCUAAAAAAAAUUUUAGUCCGGGUUGACUUUAGGGGUAGCUGUUUUCAACAACCCUAGGGUCAACUCCUGAGUUCCUUUCCCUCCCACCGCCUUCCCCAUUUGCCCUUGGGGGAGCCGCUUCUAAGGCUGCCUACCCUUAGGGGUAUUGCCCUAUUUGCCUGCCACCUCUCGUCUCCCCCUCUGAAGAUGGACUCUGCCCCACCUACACAUUUUUGUGUUAGUUAUUGAUGGACUCUAUUUUUUUAUUAUUACUUGGACCUUAGUCGUUUUUAUACUAGCAAAAUGUCUUGUUUUAAUUUGUGUUUUUUUGGGGGGAGGGAGUGAACUUGCUGAUUCUGUAGCAAAACCUGGGUGGGGGUGGGGGUGGGGGGUUAGUUUACUUCGUUGUAAGGACUUGAUACCUGGCUACAGCGUUUUCUAUGAAAUCUACUUGGAUCCCAUGCCUGAAAUUUGGAAGCAUAUGUACAAAAAUCAUUUUUACGUUUUAUUUUUAAUAAAUCAUUGUGUUUGACAGUAAAAAAAAAAA